AUGCUCCUGGCUUAUAUUAUGAUCCCAGUGGUAGAGAAAGAGGUGAAUGACUUCAAGGAUGUAGUAUGGAAUACUCAUCGUAUUCGUGCUCAGAAAGACACAUAUCUCCCAAAUGGAGUCCCGAACCACAUGUGUAGCUUUCCUGAAAAGUAUGGAUUACAAGAAUGUGGUAUGUCGUCUGACAUUGAUUAAACAGAUUAAAAUGGUCUGUACGUACUUAGAUAGAAUAAAAUAAUUAUGGGAGCAAAUUCUGAUGCAUUGUUGUGCGCCAAGGGUGGAUCUGGCCUAAUCUGUUAGAGGCAAAGGGUGUUUUCGAGAGAGGGAUGCAUUACUAGGGGGGGUGUUAAAAAUUAAAUUCAAAACUCUAAACUGCUAUUCUGGGCAAUAAAUUUAUUUGUUAAAUUUGUUAUCACAUUACAGCGAAUUCAAAAUUUAAUACAAAAUGGCAGAUUUUAUGAAGUGGGUGCUGGACACCACCAGGGGCCACAAACCCUCCUGCACUCCCCCCCCCCCCUAUACCAUACCCUUCCUUUACCCCCAGUAGUUCCACCUAUGUUGUGCACUUAAAGGAUAAAGUAUACUUGUUUCCCUUAUUUGCAGGAAUACCAGUGACAGAUGAUCAACUUGAAGAGGUUGCUGUGGAAUCUGGUGUCCUUGAUGUACCAGAUGAUUAUCUUACAACUGAAUUCAGAGAGGAAUGUGAGAGAAUUGUUGAUCUAAAACAUUUGCAACCUUCAGAUUGCAAAGAGGCAUUUCUGUUUCUAAAACAACAUUUCAGACACUAA
This is a messenger RNA of Paramuricea clavata, 785 nucleotides long. The record is from the annotation of a GenBank genome assembly. Lineage: Eukaryota; Metazoa; Cnidaria; Anthozoa; Malacalcyonacea; Plexauridae.